AUGGGGGGGGGGGGGGGGGGGGGAUAACAUAUAUAGUAAGACGAAAUGUGGAAUAAAUGUCAAAACAACUAAGCAAAACCAUACCAACUCAUCGUCAUCAUAUCUUUGUUUUGUUUCUCAAAUUGUUACUAUAUCAUUCACAUUCAACAACAUAAUAAUUAACCCUCCAUAUCUUCUUACCUCACUCUAGCUCCACACAUGUCACCCAAGUUAUGGUUACCGGUGAUCUUAGUCGUCGUCUUCGCCGGAGCUACGGAUGUUGCCGGUGCAUAUAACCGGCCACCGCCGCAGGAUACCCUCAUUGAAUCACUCGCCGGAGAUUCUGAUCCUACCACUCCACAACAAGUUCACAUAUCUUUGGCCGGUGAAAAUGGAAUCCGAAUUUCAUGGAUUACCAACACCCAUACUCUACCAACGGUUUACUACGGUAUAUCUUCAGGGAAAUAUGAUCAUUCUGCUAACGGGACCAUUUCUUCUUAUGAAUACCUAACUUACACGUCAGGUGAAAUACACGACGUAGUAAUAGGUCCAUUAGACCCGAAUACCAUAUACUAUUAUUGUUUUGCCCUUGGUACGACUCAUGGGUAUUCUUUCAAGACUCCUCCGGCCAGUUUUCCAAUAAAAUUUGUCAUUUCAGGUGACCUUGGACAAACCGGAUGGACCAAAUCUACCCUUGAACACAUUUCACAAACAAACUAUGAUGUGCUUCUACUACCCGGAGAUUUGUCAUAUGCCGAUAUGUUGCAACCACUUUGGGACUCUUACGGACGCCUCGUUGAGCCGUUAGCGAGCCAACGAACAUGGAUGGUGACACAAGGCAACCACGAGGUUGAGAGAAUCCCGGCCAUCCACCCAAGCCCAUUAACCGCCUACAAUGCAAGGUGGCAUAUGCCGUUUGAAGAGAGUGGUUCAACUUCUAACUUGUACUACUCGUUUGAGGUCUCGGGGGUCCACGUCAUCAUGUUGGGUUCCUACACCGAUUUUGACUCUGCCUCUGACCAAUACCAAUGGUUAGAGGCGGAUUUACAAAAGGUUGAUAGGAACAAAACACCAUGGCUCGUGGUGCUUGUUCACGCGCCAUGGUAUAACACUAACUAUGCUCAUCAAGAUGAGAAAGAAUCCGUCGAUAUGAUGGAAUCAAUGGAGGGUUUGCUUUACAAAGCUCGUGUAGAUAUCGUUUUUGCAGGGCAUGUUCACGCCUACGAGCGUUUUAAUCGCGUUUACAAUCAAGAAAGCGACGAUUGUGGCCCCGUGCAUAUCACAAUCGGGGACGGAGGUAACCGUGAAGGUCUUGCAAGCAAGUACAAAGAACCACAACCGACGAUAUCGGCGUUCAGGGAAGCGAGUUUUGGGCAUGGGGAAUUCGAGGUGGUGAAUGGAAGUUAUGCUCUAUGGUCUUGGCAUAGAAAUGACGAUGAUGAAUCAGUUCAAUCUGAUUUGGUUUGGAUUAAAAGUCUUGUUUCUAAUCCAGCUUGUAAUAAGUUAGUAAUAUGAACUCAUUUCUUAGCUAACUGAGUGAUAUAUAAUGAAUACAACAGUUGUGUCAUUCUAUCUUUUGACAA
Messenger RNA from Helianthus annuus (common sunflower), 1562 nucleotides. Its product is annotated as probable purple acid phosphatase 20. Gene Ontology annotation, molecular function: metal ion binding; acid phosphatase activity. The record is from RefSeq and is a predicted model, not a curated record. The transcript has 5 exons. Bases 199 to 1494 code for a protein of 431 amino acids. NCBI's taxonomy places the organism in Eukaryota, Viridiplantae, Streptophyta, Magnoliopsida, Asterales, Asteraceae.